Molecule: messenger RNA, 1902 nt
Organism: Gossypium raimondii (Peruvian cotton)
Lineage: Eukaryota; Viridiplantae; Streptophyta; Magnoliopsida; Malvales; Malvaceae
Product: cell division control protein 6 homolog B
Exons: 17
Coding region: 91-1620 (509 amino acids)
Biological process (GO): mitotic DNA replication checkpoint signaling; DNA replication initiation; cell division
Cellular component (GO): nucleus
Molecular function (GO): ATP hydrolysis activity; DNA replication origin binding
Source: RefSeq, a predicted model, not a curated record
CUCCUAUAUUUCCCCCCUUCUUACGUCAAUCGAAUCGAAACCCCUCAAGUUUUGUUCCAAUUUGUCUAAAUAGGUGAAAAAGGAUUAACAAUGCCUGCAAUUGCCGAUCGCAGUUCGUCUCCUUUCAAGGCAAUGUUGGCCGCCAAGAGCUGCGAGCUGGCUGGAUCCGGCGGCUGCCGCCCUCCUCAGAAACGGAGGUUAAGGUCCGAUACGGCAGCGGCGGCCAAAGAGAGUCCGGUUUCAACGCCUAUGAAACUCAAAUCGCCACGACGUCGUCUAGAUUCAAGUCCAAGCAGCCCUGCAAAUAGAGUUAAGAAAGAUCCGAGUGAAAAAACAUUGAAGAAAUGUUGGAACCCGAGAGAUGUUGAGCAAAUAAGGGCUGUGAAGGAGGCUGUACAUGUUUCAACAGCUCCAUCAACUGUUGUGUGCCGAGAAGAUGAGCAAAAAAGGGUUUUGGAUUUUUGCAAGGCAUGUGUCCAACAAGAGAAAGCUGGGAGCUUGUAUGUAUGUGGAUGCCCUGGGACUGGGAAAUCAUUAUCAAUGGAGUUAGUAAAACAGCAAGUUAUUGAUUGGGCGAAAAUGCAGGAAGGUUUGCAGCCACCUGAAGUAUUAGCAAUGAAUUGCACUUCUUUGGCAAAUACUUCAGUCAUUUUCAGUAAGAUUCUUGGCAUGCACCAACCAAAGAAGAAAAGCAUAGGCUCAGCAUCACCUUUGCAGCAUUUGCAGAAUCUGUAUUCCAACAAGCAGGCACAAUCUAGCUCAAAGAUGAUGUUAAUUAUUGCUGAUGAGUUGGAUUAUUUGAUUACAAGGGACAGGGCAGUACUUCAUGAUCUUUUCAUGCUUACAACUUUUCCGUUCUCAAGAUGUAUAUUGAUAGGAAUAGCAAAUUCCAUUGAUCUAGCUGAUAGGUUUCUUCCAAGACUCCAGUCAUUGAACUGCAAGCCUAUGGUUGUAACUUUCCGUGCUUACUCUAAAGAUCAAAUCCUUUCAAUACUUCAGGAGAGGCUCUUGGUACUUCCGUAUAUUGUCUUCCACCAGCAAGCAUUAGAACUUUGUGCCAGAAAAGUAGCAGCUGCAUCUGGGGAUAUGAGGAAAGCUCUUUCUGUUUGUAGGAGUGCGGUGGAAAUUCUUGAAGCAGAAUUAAGGGAAUCUGCAAGCAAUACUGGUUUGACAUCAGCAGAGGGGGAUUUCGUUAGUCCACAGACAGCCCUCGCUCAUGAAGUGUUCCCUUCACAAGAAAAUAAUACUGUGAGGAUUGAUCAUAUGGCUCUUGCAUUGUCAAAGACAUUCAGAUCACCUAUAGUCGACACUAUACAGUCUCUUCCUCAGCAUCAACAAAUCAUACUUUGCUCUGCUGUGAAGUACUUCCGUGGUGGAAAGAAGGAUACAACUGUCGGGGAGUUGAAUAAAUCUUACAUUGACAUUUGUAAAUCAGCAUUGAUCCCGCCAGUUGGAAUUUUGGAAUUCUCAAGUAUGUGCAGAGUGUUAAAUGACCAGGGGCUCUUCAAAUUAGGUCAGUCUCGUGAUGAUAAGUUCAAGAGAGUCACACUAAAAGUUGAUGAAGCCGACAUCUCCUUUGCUUUGCAGGGAGUUCGUUUGUUUAGGAAUUGUCUUCAGUAAUACUGCAUUACUUGUAAUAGGUUGAUAUGUGGGCUGUUUCCAAUCUUCAGCUUUCCUGCUCAAUUCAUGAGUUAAAGGCAUGGCAUUCCUGGGCGGUGGGCAGGUUUAGUCUGCUUCAGUAUUGCAACACCUUGAGGACGGGAAUGGGAAGGUGGAACUAUUGGCUAUUCGGCCACUAUUUCUUCCAGUAGAACUUGCAAUUGUUAACAAUUUGAUACCAAUUGUAAAUUUCAAAUAUAUUUAUUUAUUUUUGUGCAAGAAUUCAUUUAUUUUUUUCCUCUA